This is a messenger RNA of Vanessa tameamea, 1827 nucleotides long. RefSeq names its product cell surface glycoprotein 1-like. Gene Ontology annotation, cellular component: endoplasmic reticulum membrane; plasma membrane; junctional membrane complex. The coding region runs from base 1 to 1827 and encodes 608 amino acids. NCBI's taxonomy places the organism in Eukaryota, Metazoa, Arthropoda, Insecta, Lepidoptera, Nymphalidae. The record is from RefSeq and is a predicted model, not a curated record. The transcript has 3 exons.
AUGGGUGAAUGGAAGAACGAUAAGCGUACUGGAUUCGGCGUUAGUGAGCGUAGCGAUGGCCUUCGUUACGAGGGCGAGUGGUUUGCAAAUAGAAAAUAUGGCUAUGGUGUUACGACUUUUCGUGACGGAACCAGAGAAGAAGGAAAAUACAAAAACAACGUACUUAUCACGAGCCAAAAGCGAAAACAUAUGUUUCUCAUGCGAUCGGCGAAAUUCCGAGAACGAGUUGACUCAGCAGUUAAUGCAGCACAACGCGCGUCGAAAAUAGCGCUCCAAAAGGCCGACAUUGCUAUUUCUAGAACCGCUACAGCCCGAGGUAAAGCCGAACAAGCAGAUGAAUCCGCAGACCAAGCUAAAGAAGACUGUGAUAUUGCACAAUCAACUGCUAAGCAGUUCGCACCAGAUUUUAAGCAUCCUGGCUUUGACCGCAUAGGGUUAAGAGAAAAAUAUCGACAAAAAGUCUACGAACAACAAAUUAAUACUCCUGUAACACAAGAAGCCGACAAAAUCUUAGACGGAAAGAGCAUUCCAAAUCAUAUCCCUCCGAUGCACCAACAAAUACCCCAAAUGAAUAAAAUACCAAACGCGAUUUCUUCUAGAAGACCAUCAACUCAAUAUCAACAUAACACAGGGCAACCACUGGAUCCCAGAUAUCCAAAUAACCCCCAUUUUAGUGCCGAUGAUAGAAAUCAAGGUUCUCAAUUUGACCAAUUUUAUAAACCUAACCAAGAACAACCAUGGAACGCUCCUGGAACUAUACAAAAUCAAAUACCAAAUCAAAAACUAUACCCAUCAAAUAAUCCACCUAGUGGAUAUAACAUACCGGAUAAUCAAUCAGCACCGCAAUCUUCUUAUCAAUUACAGCAUCAGCAAAGUAUGGACCAAAGCAACCAACAAUACUCUAACCAAAAUCGCAGAUUUUCGUCUUCCGUACGCCCAUCACCUAAUCAACGACCGUCACAAGAGUGGAACGCGGCUCCGGGACUAACGAGACGACAAAGUAUUCUUGCUCAACCCAUGAAUGAUCCUCAAAGUGAAUCGUACGUUGAUAGUGCUAUGGCUGCAUAUCGAAGAAACGAACUUCGUACUGGUACUGUGCAUUCAGAAGGUCCUCUAGAUAGACAAGUUCCAAAUACAGAUUCGCAAGGGUAUCGUCAACCUUUCGACCAGCAAGCUUACCGUCAGCCAUCAGAUCAACAAAUGUAUCACCAAUCUUCAAUCAACCAACCAGGCUACCGACAAACACCAGACAAGCAAAUGUAUCGUCAACAAGCGAUGGAUCAGCCAUCUUAUAGGCAACCAACUUCAACAGAGCAAGAUAUAAUUAAUGGGGAACGUGAGUUACGACAGCAAGGAUCACGCCCGUCAAUUGAUUACUUUGAUCAUUACAAAAGACCUCCAAGUAGAGACUCUAGCGUGGAUCGUUAUGGCAGACGAUCGAGACAACCAUCUGUAGAGGCUGCUCCUCCGAGUAGUGGUUCACGAGCUGGAUCCGUUGCACCCCAACCAUUACCUGCAUCUCGUCCUGCAUCCCGUGCAGCGACACCAGCUGGCAAUGGUCAUUUAGCUUCCGGUCGGGGCUCUAUUUCUAGAGCUUCUUCAAGAGAGCAACAGCCCUUCGAAGAUUCUCUUCUACGAAAAAGAACCCUCGGUCAAGAAAUUUCACCAUCACCCUAUCAACCUAAAAGAACAGAAAGUUUAUUUGUAGCACAAAAUCCAGCACCAUCGCCUCCGGCUCCCAUGGGAGGAGGAGGAGGAGGAGGAGGUGGUGGAGGUCGAAAGGCGGUGGGCGGCAGAGCUCAGCCGGUCAGCCCGUUCUAUUUCUAA